AUGAAGCACCUGUGGGUGGACCCCGUGAAGGGCAGCGACAGCCGCAGCGGCGGCAGCCGCAGCCAGGCGCUGCGCACGCUGGCCGCCGCCUGGCUGCGCAUCCCCGCCAGCCGCGCGCUGACCGCCGGCUACCACAUCCACAUCCUGCGCGGCACGCUGCCGCCCUCAGCAAUCUAUCACUACUGGGAGAGCCGGUGGGGCAGCCGGGAGGCCCCCAUCAUCAUCGAGGCGGUGGAGGGGAGGGGGUCUGUCGUGCUGCAGGCCCCUGUCAAUGUCUUCGACGUCAGGCACCUCCACCUCAUCGGCCUCAUCAUCCGCGCCCCGGGAGACCCCUUCCACUGCGAGAGGUGCACCAACCUGCUGCUGCGCAACGGCGUGUGCGCCAGCGGGUCGUGGCUGGACUGCGGGGUCCAGGAGGCCAUCAAGAUCAACCAGUGCCGCGGGGUGUGGAUCGAGGGCGUGGUGGCGGGGUGGGCAAACGACAACGCCUUUGACUGCGUGUCCUGCCAGUACGGCCACAUCCUCAACUCCCGCUUCCACCACUCCGAGUGGGGGGUGUACCUCAAGGGUGGCUCAGCUUAUUUCAUCGUGGCUUCCAACGAAAUCCACACCCACGGCUCCUCCGGCUUUGCGGCGGGCCAGGGCACCGGCUUCGAGUUCAUGGACGCGCCCUGGCUGCAGUACGAGGCGUACGACAUAAAGCUGUACAACAACCUCAUCCGCAACAUCGAGGGCGCCGGCUUCGGCGUGUGGGGCUGCUACAACUGCAUGUAUGCUUACAACACGCUGGUGGGGGUGGGCAACCGCAGCCACCUGAUCGACAUCAAGUUUGGGGAGCGGACGUGCGAUGGCAACCCGCGCGUGUGCUCCGCCAACAAGGCUCUGGGCGGGUGGGGCCCGCGCACGGUUGGCCCCGUCACCUCCAUCCCCAACCGAAACGUGUUCAUCAUCAACAACGUGAUCUACAACCCGCCCGGCACGCAGUCGCAGUGGCAGCACCUCCAGGUGGACGACCCCCGCGGAUCCCUGACCUCCGACAAAAACCUGGUGAUACGGGGCAACGUGGUGUGGAACGGCGGCGCCGACAAGCCGCUGGGCGUGGGCGAGGCGUGCACCGCCGCCAACCCCACCUGCAACCCGACCCAGCUGGUGGCCCAAAACGCCUUCAACACCGUGCGCCCUGACCUCAGCCGCACCACCUUCCGCCCCGCCUCCGCCACCGGCAAACUGGCAACGUACACGGGGCUGUGGCGCCCCAUUGCCGCAUUCCCCGCCUGGGCGGCGGCGGUGGUUCUUGGGCCGGCAGUGCCGACAGGCAGGCUGGCCAAUGCAGUGGCAGCAGACCGGGCGGGGGAGGCCAGGACGGCGCAGCGGGACGCUCCGGGGGCCUACGUGCCGCCAAAUUCCAUCGUGGGUUAG
This is a messenger RNA of Chlorella variabilis, 1419 nucleotides long. RefSeq lists its product as hypothetical. The transcript is spliced from 11 exons. The coding region runs from base 1 to 1419 and encodes 472 amino acids. The record is from RefSeq and is a predicted model, not a curated record. NCBI's taxonomy places the organism in Eukaryota, Viridiplantae, Chlorophyta, Trebouxiophyceae, Chlorellales, Chlorellaceae.